This is a messenger RNA of Uncinocarpus reesii 1704, 1989 nucleotides long. RefSeq lists its product as uncharacterized. Gene Ontology annotation, molecular function: DNA binding. The transcript has 4 exons. The record is from RefSeq and is a predicted model, not a curated record. Gene Ontology annotation, cellular component: nucleolus. The coding region runs from base 1 to 1989 and encodes 662 amino acids. NCBI's taxonomy places the organism in Eukaryota, Fungi, Ascomycota, Eurotiomycetes, Onygenales, Onygenaceae. Gene Ontology annotation, biological process: rRNA processing; negative regulation of transcription by RNA polymerase II.
AUGGUCUCCUUUCAAUGCGAGGCUUGUGGUGAUGUCUUCACCAAGAAGAAGCUUGAUCCUCACCGGGGCCAGUGUCGUGGUGCGAGUUUUUCCUGUCUCGACUGUAUGGUGCAUUUCCAGGGCACCGAAUACAGAUCGCAUACGGGUGCGGGAACCAAUGGACUGUGGGCCAAAGGCUCAUCGGUUCGGCUUGCGCAUGGGUGGAUGCUGGUUCCUGCUUCGGCUAGGAUGGCAGUGCUCGAUGAUUCGUGUGCCCUACAUGGCUUCGGGCCCCUCAUGAUUUGCGAGUGCGCGACCGUUGCAUCUCGCAUUCGAUGUUAUUGGGCAGUUUUGGGACGACUUCUGCGACCUGGUUGGUCGUCCGUCUUCCGACAGACAUGUAUGUCCGAGGCCCAAAAGUAUCAGGGUGCCUUAUACAAGGAAAAGCCCCCCAAGGGUCAGAAGCGCAAAAAGACCGUUACCAUUGCCGGCAACGUAGCUGAAAAACAACCCCGUAACCCUUACGUCGAGGAUGCUUCAGAUGUCGACGACGUUCGCCCUGGCCGUGACUUCCCUCCUCCCGCUCCAAGCCCUCCUCCUGCGACGUCCACAACUCAGGGAACUUCUACGCGGAAGGAAGAUAAGGCGGUGAAUGUGUUUGAAUAUCUUGUUCCAGAUGGUGCAAACGCGUCCAAGGUCUCUUUGGGGGGCACAAGGGAGCAAAUGAAGAUGGUCUCGGAUGCCCCCAAGCUUUUCGAUGCACCCAAGGAGCUUGCGCGCAUUUCAGAUGGCCGAGAGGAUGACGAAUCUAUCUAUGAUGUUGCGUACGAGGAGAACGGCUUCUCGUACGGCGCGGGCCCAAUUCCUCCGGCGUUAUAUGACCAACCGUCGAAUGUAUCCAUGGAGUUUAUGACGCCUGGUCAUCGGAUGAGAAACCGCUCCCGGCGGGAUCAUCCUCCUUCACUUGAACUUAAUCGAACAAAUAGUGAGAAGAAGAGGAAGCGGACCAAUCCAGAGCAUCUGGUAACCCCUGCAAACCAGACCAAAUAUGUAGAUGACGUUGCAAUGAUGGACGCUCCCUCGAGCAUGGUCGUCAAUGCCCCAACCCCAGCCCUGAACCAUUCAGGACUUACUGGAGGCUUGAGCCAGCUAAUGCGAUAUUCUGAUUCCCCGGAUUCCCUCGAUUACAGGAGCGAUCAUCAAGCUGGCGAGGUUUAUCCUCACCCAGUUUCACCGAUCAAGCGAACCCGCCGGGCUAAUAAGGAUCAAAAUGGGGAUAAUGGACUCGGCAUCUCUGUCAAAGGUCGUACAGGUAAGCUUAUGGAAAUACUGGGUGGAGGAAGUGGCACCACCACAGUUGCGGGCGUUAGUAAUGACCCGACAAUGAAAGCUCUUCUUCGCACCCGUCGAAGAACGUCACCGGACGCCGAAAAGGAGCAGGCUAUUCACACCCGGAAACAAAAACGGCACCGUGUACGGCAGCCGGACAUGGUGAAACCAUCCAAAUCAAAGCGUAAGGCCAGCGGCUCUCCCGCUGCAAAUGGUGACGACGCUGAUUGGGACGAUUAUGAUGAUGAACGGCCUCGAGAAAUUAAAGCGAUCGAAUACAACCCAAACGGAGACUCCGAGACGGGGGCUAGUUCCAAAGCCGGUGACCCAGCGGCCCAGCUUGUCGUCUACAAGCAAGGCCAAAACUACUCGGGCGAACUCGAACCCCUUAAGCGUGAAAAGGCGAAUCUAUUUUUGUCACUUGUCAACAAGGGACCUGACAGUGAACGGGGCUGCUCUAUCCACAAGAUCCUGAAGCGGUUCCACCGUGACCAAAAUUUGUCGGUGGGCUCAGAAGAACGAGAACCCAAGGACGGGAGGGAGCGAGGACGAGGACGACGAAGGAACCAGGGCGCUGACAAAGAGAAGAAAGAUGAGGAAGAGCAGGAAUUGUGGAGGAUGCUGAGGUUGAGGAAAAAUGAUAGGGGGGAGGUCGUGGUUUUCCUACAGCCUGAUGCAUGA